Molecule: messenger RNA, 1971 nt
Organism: Nannizzia gypsea CBS 118893
Lineage: Eukaryota; Fungi; Ascomycota; Eurotiomycetes; Onygenales; Arthrodermataceae
Exons: 1
Coding region: 1-1971 (656 amino acids)
Biological process (GO): mitochondrial respiratory chain complex III assembly; protein insertion into mitochondrial inner membrane from matrix
Cellular component (GO): mitochondrial inner membrane
Molecular function (GO): ATP hydrolysis activity; ATP binding
Source: RefSeq, a predicted model, not a curated record
AUGGCUUUCAACCUGCCAAAUGCACUGGCUGCAGGAGCAGCAGGGAACAGCUCUGCUCCAGUGAACCUGACCCAGCUGCCGAAUAACAUCCUCGAUGCCCUCUUGCCGGGUUACUCAGUCAUCUCGGGGUUCAUCUUUCAAAUCACUGGCUUUGACGUCUCCGUUGGUGUUUCCCUGAGUGUGUUGAUAUUCACCCUCACCACGGCAUGGGUGUAUUGCUACAAAUAUUCCUACUCCCUGCUCAUGACGUAUAUGACCGCUUCCAUCACUGUGCCUUCACACGACGAUAUCUAUGAUCAAGUCAUAGCCUGGGUAUCCGAGCUAGCCAUCGCCACCAGCAGUCGAUCGAUGCGUGCCAAAAGCAAACGCCACAUGAGUUGGGAUUCCGAAGAAGAUGUUCGUACUGACGUAUCCGGAAAAGACUCUCAAGACACGCUUUUGAACUUCAGCAACUGGGAAGCAAAAAUUCCUCCGAGAUUCGAGCCUCACUAUGAGUUCUCCUGGUUCCGCCAUAAGGGAAACUUUUUCAAGCUUUCCAGAGAAAAGGAACAGGUUUUGAGCGGACGCAUGGGCUUCAAUAUGGUUAGCAGUGAUGAGUCCCUGACCAUCACCGUGCUUGGAAGAUCGUUGCAGCCUAUUAAAGAUUUGAUCCGGGAGGCGAGGGAUGCAUCGUUUGCCCGUGAGAGAAGCAAGACCACCAUCCGUCGACCUGGUCCCAAAGAAUUCCGUUCACGAGGAAUAUACGCCUGGAGCAGAGCUGCCACUCGCCCUUCUCGACCAAUUGAAACUGUCGUUCUCGAUAAUGCUCAGAAAACAAAGUUGUUGCUUGACAUAAACGAAUAUCUUCAUCCCGCUACCCCGAGAUGGUAUGCAAACCGCGGAAUACCUUAUCGUCGCGGCUACCUCUUUCACGGGCCACCAGGCACUGGAAAGACUUCGCUGAGCUUCGCUAUAGCCGGUGUAUUUGGGCUGGACAUAUACUGCAUCUCCCUUCUGGAGCCAAGCUUGACAGAGGAAGAUCUGAGCCUACUCUUCAACUCCUUGCCCAGACGUUGUGUGGUUCUCUUGGAGGAUAUCGAUACUGCGGGCCUGUCACGUACUGCAGCUAACGAGGGCUCUUCGCCAGACACGACUGAAGCAGCUAAUGGAGCCACUGAAAAUGUCAUUUCCAACUUAAACAAGGCAGUUCAGCAACCCUCUAACCGCACGAAAAAGCCAAAAAAUUCGAACAACGAUGAGGAGUCCAAGGGUAUUUCUCUCUCUGGUCUCUUGAACGCGAUCGAUGGAGUGGCAUCUCACGAGGGACGCGUUCUCGUCAUGACAACCAACCAUCCAGAUAAACUGGACGACGCCCUCAUCCGCCCUGGUAGAGUCGACAUGAUGGUGGAAUUCACUCUGGCUAAUAGAGAGCAGAUCAAAGAAAUCUUUAUCAGAAUGUAUUCCCCUGACCAACCCGGCAACAUCAAGGCAAAGUCCGCCUCAACAUCCCAGAUCGAGAGAUCUCUUUCUAUCCUCAACACCAAGUUGUUCAACACUACCAAGAUCGAGAAACCUGUCAUUAACCACGAUCAGCCUGUAUCCGAGGAAAAAAUGGGGGCAGAACCGUGUACAAAUGCCAAUGGAGUCAUCAGUGCCAACCAGCAGGUUACCAUCGACUAUAUCGACGACCUGGCAGUCUCAUUCUCGGCUCUUCUUCCCGAAUACGUCUUCUCUCCUGCCGAGAUUCAAGGCUUCCUCCUCACUCGCAAACGAGAGCCUCACCUUGCUGUUGAAGAGGCUAGUGCCUGGUGUGAGAAUCUCAUGGUUGCCAGAAGCCGCCGCCAUCCACCACCAGCACUCUCUACUUCUAGCACCGCUGUUAGUAAGCAAUCUGAUAAAAGCGUCAUGGAAUCUGAUAAUGAGGCGAAUGUUGCAUCUGCUGAUGAGCAGAUUGAGAGUGAGCCAGAGAGCGAAGGCGUUGCCUCUACUUGA